AUGGCGCCACGAGUCGGAGCAACAGCCAGUGGUGUGGGAGACCCUGCGUUUAGGUUCCUCCUGAGCGUCCUCAAGCACUGCGACCAAGUCAAGACAGACUGGAACGAAGUGGCCAAGGAGAAUGGCAUCGCUUAUGCGAGGAAUGCGAGUGCCCGCUUCAAGUCGAUCAUCGAACAAAAUGGCCUCAAGUUCGAAAACGGCGCAAUCAUCAUCCCAGAGGACGCGGAAGAUGGUGGCGUCGCCGCCGCCGCCAAAGCUUCCCCGACUUUACAAGGAGACAACGAACCCAACACUCCCAAGCGCGCCAAGAAGACGGCCACCCGCAAGCGCAAGGCCGACGCAGUAGACGACGAUGACGCAACGGCUGCUCUAGCUGCGGGCGGCGCGAAAAAGGGCGGCGGCACCAAGAAGAAGACCCAGAAGGCGUCGAUGGUCAAGGUGGAAGAAGACGCUGACGCUGACGCUGACGCUGUUGCCGACGCCGACGGGGACCAGCAGUCGGUGCCGGCAGCGAAGGAUGGCCCAAAGACCAAUGCGGAGAAAAUCCAUGGCGGUAGUGACAAUGUCGAAGACGAAACCCGCGCCGCGAAGAGCGUCAAGACCGAGGACGCACAGGUUUGA
Molecule: messenger RNA, 621 nt
Organism: Fonsecaea nubica
Lineage: Eukaryota; Fungi; Ascomycota; Eurotiomycetes; Chaetothyriales; Herpotrichiellaceae
Exons: 2
Coding region: 1-621 (206 amino acids)
Source: RefSeq, a predicted model, not a curated record